AUGUCUCGUGGUAAAGUUGCCAUCAUUGGAAGUGGUCUAGUAGGAACCAAUUGGGCCACUAUAUUUUCCAGUGGCGGGUAUGAAGUGCAGCUUUUCGAUGUUAAUGAAAAUCAGCUACACGUGGCUCUAAAAAAUGUCGCAAAGAAUUUAAAGCUUUUAAAUGAAAAUGGCUUGAACCGUGGGUCUUGCAACGAUGUUGAAGCUUUGAAAUACGUUUCGAUAACGCUUGAUUUGCAGACUGCAUUAGAGAAUGCAAUUUAUGUGCAGGAAUCAACCGUAGAAAAUGUCGAAUUCCGCAGAGUGUUUUAUCAAAAAAUCGAUUAUUUUUUGGGACCUGAAACGAUUGUUGCUAGCAGCUCAUCAACUAUUCCUGCUUUGAAGUUCACGGAGCACUUGAAAAAUAGAGAUCGAUAUCUUAUUGCCCAUCCCGUAAAUCCCCCCUUAUACUUGACUUUGACUGAAGUGGUUCCAGCUCCGUGGACCAAACCGGAAGCUGUUAGGAAAACUGUGGAUAUUUUGAAGGCUGUUGGACAAAAACCAGUUCUGUUGAAACGGGAAAUUGAAGGUUUCGCUGUGAAUAGAUUACAAUUCGCCCUUCUCGUAGAAUCUUGGAAUCUUAUUGCUGAUGAUGUUAUUUCCGCCGAGGAUUUAGACGUGGUAAUGUCAGCCGGUCUCGGACCACGGUAUGCUUUUCAAGGUCCCUUGGAAACUAUUCAUUUGAAUGCUAAUGGAGUUCGUGAUUAUUUCAAUAGAUAUGCUAAUGGAUUGCGGAAAGUCACUGCGGAUUUUAAACCAAUUCCGGAUUUUCGAGAUGAAGGAAUUAUUGGAAAAAUCGAAGAAAGUUUGGAAGGCAGAAAACCGUCGAAUUCAAUUGCGGAAUGGCAGUUGGAGAGAGAAAAACUGCUAUUGGAACUUGCUAAAUUAAAGAAAGGGCUCGAAAAAAAUUAA
Molecule: messenger RNA, 948 nt
Organism: Caenorhabditis bovis
Lineage: Eukaryota; Metazoa; Nematoda; Chromadorea; Rhabditida; Rhabditidae
Source: the annotation of a GenBank genome assembly